AUGCCGACUGCAGCUUCCACAAAACCUAAUCCAACAGGUAUCUACUCUGCCUCCAAACUCGAGUCUGGUAGGGAAUCCCCCAACUCUCGCGCGUCUUUUAUCGUGUUCUCCGAACUUACGUAGCUCCGGUAGCCUUCUUCUUGAGGCCGUAUAAAUAAGAACGGAAAUACGAGCAGGGCGGGUUCUCACCAUUUCUCCCGCUCUCCCUCUUCGCCAUGAGGAGUUUGACCGACACAAUCCUCUUAUUGAGUAAAUUGGCCUCCAAUCUCCGCCGAUCCAAUGCCUCUCCCACCAUUAACGACGACGACGACGAAGCUAUCUCCUCCCUCGCCACCUCCCUCAACUUUGGCGAUCGGAUGACGCCUAGGGUUAGGGUUUUGGAUCCGGCGCUUUCUCUGAUGUGCUUUAAAACGCCCGAGGUGUGCAGCUCGCGGAUCGAAUGCCUGGUUCGCACCAUUGUGUCGGUGCUCAAUUCGUCCAUCUCUUGCAAGGUCUUGCGGCCCGAGGAAGGGGGUGGGGCGGAGUUUCUGAAAGUUGGGAGUUCGAUCUCCUCCAGAGACUGCCACCGCCUGAUUCGAGUCUGCGGUGAUGUUCUUGAGAGCUUGGAGGGUCACGGUGGGCAUUCCCAAACUCUAAUAUAUGCUAUUCUGAAAGCAGUUGUAUCAUCAUCUAGCUAUCAAAGCCUUCUCCCUUUAUCACCAUUAGUUUAUGAAGAAAAUGAAGGAACACCUUGUGAUAGGAGAGCUGCAAUUUCAAAGCUGAUGUGCUUUUUGCCUAAAGGAAGCCCUUCCAGUAGCCAUGAAAUUCCAAUGAGGUUAUUUCUGUGGUAUCUUGAUCCACCGGUUCUAAAGCAUGACAUUUCAGAAAUUUUACAUGAAGCUAUUCAAAGACCAUUUCUUUGCUUGAGGACAGAAUUGCACGAUAGGAUGGCUUGGCAUACGAUAAUUAUAUGCUUGGUAAUUUCUCCAACUAUGUUUAUAGAGGCAAGGGCACUACUGCAUAGCUGGUUUCUUUUGACAGGCUUGCCUUCUGUAUUAGAUCUUCAAAUUGGUAUAGUCUCAUCAGUAUUAGAUAUUCUUUCAAGGCCAAUGUGGUGGGGCAUAUCCAUGGAAAUGGGAAUGAAAUAUCCAUCUUCCUAUGCCUAUUUUCCAUGCAGACAUCAUGAACUUCUGGCAAUAAUAAGUGGACACAUUUCAUGCAAUAGCUUUCUGGAUCUGGUUCAUUAUAUUAAAACCAGACUUGCUCCCUUGGCCAAACAUUCAGAUCCAACUGCUUCUCAUCCUUCACAUGGGAUUUUUGGGCAUGAAGCAUUAGUGGAUCUUGUAGAUAAUGAUUCUGCCUGGACAAUGUUGAUGGAUUUCCCUGCCUGGUUCUAUUUUGCAACUGCUUUAAUCUUCCAUGGAAAUGAUUCCCAAGAUUAUAUAUCUAGCGUAAUAUGUGGUGAAGUGAAAACCGAGACGGUAAACAAUGAGGAACUACAUCAGGCUGCUACUCUAUACCUUUCAUGGAUUUUGUGCCCGAUUGAUGAAGCCAACCGCAGGAUGCUAUUUGACCAGAUAUAUGAAUUGUCAAGGUCUUGGAUCAUGAAAAAUAAAAAAAGUUGUAGCUAUGAACAACGAUCCUGCUCAGAUAUCCAUUACAAAAGUAAACUUAAUUGCAGUAAGAAGCUCCGAAUACCCAAGCCCAAUGAUUGUGACAAGCUGCAUGUGACUGCUCAAGGAGACAGGGCCUCCAGUAUCAGAUUAUGGCUGAAAAAAUUUGAUCAAUGUUGUGUUAACUAUUGCACUCAAACAACCAACAGCCACAUACCAACUGAAGCAAAAUUAAAACAAGAUACUAGCAUGUAUCCUAAUUUACUGUCUGCAAAAAUUCCACUGGGCAUAUUUAUUACUAGUCUUAGUGAUAUCAAUGAAAAGGAUUGUGAACUGCUGCUUCACUAUGCUGCCUCUGGUGAAAUCAAACAGGUAAAAGAGAUGCAGAGGAAAGCCAAAGGCUGCAUUGGUCAUGAUGAGUUCACUCCCUGGUCUGCAGAUGAUGCGACGAAAUGGGCUUUGAAUGGAGCCUGUCUCGUAUUUAAUUUACUAGAUUUAAUUGAAGAUAUGUCAGUGAUGUUGUUCGACUGUGAAGAUACUAGGGUUGAUUUUCUUCACCAGAUGAAAGGCAAGGCCAGUAGGUAUUUGCUCAAGUGUGUAAAAUUAUUGUUUGAAUGUGAAUGCCAUGAAUUCUAUAAUGGUGCAAUUGGAGUAAGAGACAAUGUGUUGGACCUUUACAGGAGAUUAGUGACGUGGAGACAACAAGGUCCAGAAGGGUUUGAGGGAUAUAAGGCAUUUGAUGAUGUUGUUGAUGACUUUGCCAAAAGGUUCAGAAUAGUAGAAUAAAGACAGUACUGUUUUUCAUACCAUUACGAUCUAUUUAGCUGUAGAUUUUAAUACAGAGACCUACCAGUCUGAGAAGAAGUUUGAUU
Phoenix dactylifera (date palm) is the source of this 2464-nucleotide messenger RNA. RefSeq lists its product as uncharacterized. The record is from RefSeq and is a predicted model, not a curated record. NCBI's taxonomy places the organism in Eukaryota, Viridiplantae, Streptophyta, Magnoliopsida, Arecales, Arecaceae.